UAUGUCAAAGUCAAAAUACGCCCAAUAUAAAUGUUUAAUUGAAUCCUAAAUAAAAUUCAAAUAACAAUUUUCAAUUAAAUUAUAUUACAUUUUAACGCAGCGAAACCAGGGCGAUUAAUCAUUAAUUUCUACAUAGUCAUAUCUUAAUCUAUUCUAAUGGCAUGCGAACAAACGUAGUUACGUGUCUUUAGCCCAGUUAAACAUCAAAUGAGAUAUCAAUGCGAUCUUCUGUGAGCUAUAUUUUAUCACAUGCACCUGGAGAGUCGGUGAUGUCGCACCCUGACUACUCGCAGCACGCUCAGCACCAUGCCUGCCUGUUGGUGUUGGUAAAAGGUAUAGGCGGGAUGCUGAAGAACUUCAACAAACUAUGGGAGCGGAUACAAAAGGUCAAUAACAUCAAAGUUACUGAUUCUAAUGGUCAAGUAAGAGACAUUUGGGUACGCUAUGUACGAGAUUAUCCAGUGGAGAACAAUGACUGGGGAGACUUUCAAACCCACAGGCGUCUCUUAGGCCUGAUAACAUUAAGUAAGUUCACAAACCAAGUGGAGCUGAAUGAAGUGUGCAGGGUCCAUGAAUCUCUUAAGGUCAAAUAUAGUAACACCCUGUUUGAUUCACGGGCAUUCAUGUUUGGGCCCUUCAGCAAUAUGAAAAAGCCGGAGCAGGAACCGGAGACUUACAUGUUUGAUGAUGAUAAGGUGUUCAGAGAUGGAAGUGCAAGUGAGAAGACUUCAAUACCAAGUGAACCAACAGACAGCUUAUCAUCCUCAGAAAGUUUUCCACAAUCUACUUCUUCCAAUGCCUCGUAUCCAGUGCAGGAAGAAAAUUUCACAACUCCUUCUAACUUCAAAACCACAGCCAUGUUCUAUGGCGAAAAUGACCCCGUGCCAGACUUGGAACAAAAUGUAGCUGAUUUGAUAAACGCACUUUAUUGGGUGGUGGAGUCAAAACGUCUUGAAAGGGCAAAAGAGAAACUUGAGAAAGUAUCCCUUCUUUUGGCUCCUUUUGAGAAGAAAGACUUUGUUGGCCUUGACAUGGAGUCCCGUAACAACAAGAAGCGCUGCAUGGGCCGAGUGACAAAGAACUUAGCUGAUCUGACGCUGCAGGCGGGACUGGUGGCAGACAGCCUGAGUCUGUACCACAACGCGGCGGAGAUACUGAAGGCCGUCAAUGAUUGGCUGUGGCUAGCUGCGGCUAAAGAAGGUCUCUGCGCAGCAUCAGCCAUACUUCUCUAUCCGAAUUUACGGAACUCCACGCCCCUUCAACGAAACGCGAGUUUGCAAGAGAGUUCACCAAACAAAGUGAAGCCGCUAUCCCUAUACCAAUCAAAUGAACCGUUCCGGAAAUACAAAGUUACGUCAUCGCCUUUGCGAUCUUCCAAAACGUCUAGUCCAGUGAACCCUCCAAGCGAAUUGACUCCGUCAUCGUCUGAAAGUGUGGAAACAUCAUCAAGACAAUCUGAGACUGACAACGCUGAUUCGGAGUCCUUAGCAUCGUCAAGUGACAUCGAAUAUCAAAGUCAGAAGUCCUUCUUAGGCACAGAACUGCCGUCCAUUCCAAGACAACCGUCACAAAUUAAUAUUCAAUAUCUUUUAAAUGGUGAAGAAAUCGCUGAGAAAUAUCGGAAAGCUAUUAUCCAUUAUAGUAAAUAUCAGAAUGCCGGUAUAAUAGAAACGGAAGCCUGCUUCAAGGCGGCCAGAAUAGCGGUUGAACAGAACAACAGUUUGCAUGCCUCCAGUUUUCUCCAAAACGUAAUAUUUAUUAACUUAACUUUGAGCGAACAGGAAAAGAUACAGAGAUUCGACACUCUCGCGGAAUUAUACAAAGAAAUUGGCUUCUUACGUAAAGCGGCGUUCUGCCAACGCCUAGCGGCCACACGGCAAGUGAGCGCGCACAACCCCAACCCCGACUGGCAGCGGUGCUACUACCUGAUGCUGCACAGCUUCCCGGGACACCGCCUUAGCUUGGACCCCAACUACGUCAUACAGCACCAAGUUGGUUGGCCGGCGCUACAAAUCCAGUUACUCCAAGAGCUAGUGGUGGCCGCGCGUCGCAUGGGCCACCCGGCGCUGGCCACCAGACACAUGACGUUCCUGCUGCAGACCAUGUGGCCGCAUUUGUCCCGCCAGGAGCAGAGAGACAUGGCCAUACAGUUACAGGCAUUGUCAGCUCAAUGCGAAGGCGGACCGGUUCCGCUGGUUUUGGAGACAGGGGAGGUGAUCCCCCCCGCCAACCUCACGCACGUGCCGCAGUGCCGCGCCUUCUCCCCCCGCCCGCCGCCCGCGCCCCGCGCACCCCAUCUCGUCAAACUGAAGCCUCAGCCCGGACCGUUUAUAUUUACACCGAUACACUUUGGCAGCUUGGAGAGGAAGAAUAAAAAAGAUGAAGGGAAAAUGGAAUACUUGUGGGUGGAGGACGAUAUAUGCGAGGUUCAGAUGAAGCUGACCAAUCCUUUGCCGUUCGAGCUCAAGGUGUCCAACAUGCGGCUCCUCACUUCCGGCGUCGUGUUCGAGUCUAUACCAGAGACAAUCAUACUUUCACCCGACACCCCGACCACAGUAAAUCUCCACGGCACGCCAAAAGAAGUGGGCGAGUUGCAAAUACUCGGUUAUUCCACGCACACUUUGGGUGUAAAAUCUAACUGUCGACUGAAAAACAUGCCAAUGCCCAACAAAUUCCCCGCGUCGUUCACCAUAGAGGUUAUCCCUAGUUUACCGACGAUAACCAUAGAGACGAAUGUGGCGCCCUCUAGAAGUUCGACAUGCUCGAGCCUAGAAAACGUUGGCAGUGUGACGAAUUUGUCCUUGUACAAUGGAGAGAGUACUGACUGCACUAUGAGGAUAACUAACACUAGUAAUGUGCCUAUAGAAUAUUUAGAUAUCGCUAUUCAGUCAAACACGGACGCCCAGUUCCAAUCGAAAGUGUUCCAAUAUUCCAACGAAGACAUCCAAUCACAGCUCCCUAUACCCCCAAACGAGACAGCUACAAUUAACUUGAAGCUUUACGGCGAAGCGGAUUUCCUGGACCCAGGGGGAGUGGGGGGCGACAACCUGUUUCCUAACAGUCUCACGUCGAAUUACCCCUCAAGGGUGGGCUCCCCAGUGCCUAAUACGCAGACGUCUUUGCCUACUCAAAGCUCGAACCAGCAAACGUCUUUGAGUAGCGGACUUAUGCCUAAUAGGACUUCGAGUUUUAGGUCAACAAACUCCCACGCAACUAGUUGGUCAGCUCCUAUUUCCGUGAUGCCGCCCUCAAGAGGAAGGCAAAUUGAGGCUCAGGUCGUGAUAAGAUAUUCCGGAGGCGUGGGCAAGGAGAUGCAUUGUCGCCAGUCGACGGUGCAGAUCAAUCUAGAGCUGCUGCCCAGUGUGUCCAUCACGCAUUGGGACGUGUUGCCGGCAGAAACUCCCAGCCAGCUGUACCUGGUGCUGGACGUGCGCAACCUGACGGCGGAGGAGCUGGAGCUGCAGUACGCCGCGCGCCGCCGCAUCCUCAUCGAGAGCGGCGAGGCGCGCCGCGUGCCCGUGCCGCUCGACCGCUGUCCCUUCACUGCCGCUUCACCGCCCCGCGACACGGAACAUGACAUGGACACAAAAUCGAUAAGCACACAGUCAUCGAGCAACAGCCUGGAGCUGGCGUGCUCGGAACACAUCAGCAGCAGCGCGCGGCUGCGCUGGCGGCUGCAGCUCAGCGCCGCGUGCGGCCGCGCCAGUCUGCGCGGCAUCACGCUCUCGCAGGCCAUGCGGGACAUCGUGCGCAUGUCGCCGCUCAACUGGGAAGUUAGCCUGAACCAACAGCACAUAAAGCCUCAAGAAGAGUACUCCUGCACGGCGGGAGAGUGUCUGUCACUCGGAGUGGCCGUCAGCAAUCACCUGCAGAGGCCCCUAAAGAAGCUGUGUAUAUCUGUGCAGUUCUACCAAGAUUAUAACAACGGCGAACUGAGCUACAAGCUGGACAGUCGACUCGCCACUGCGGGCAAUAACAAAGUGGUGGUACCAUCGCUAGCGGAGUCCGGCAGGGCCUACCACGAGUGCACAGUGGUGUUCCUGACGCCGGGCGAGUACAAGCUGGACAUCCGCUGCUCCUCCGCGGAGCCCUUGCUCGCCUCUGACGACUGCGGCCUGUGUGCGGACGAGGGCGGACACGUGUGGCGGUUCAUACCGCCUGUAGCUAUAAGCGUCACCGAUUAACUUGAUACAAAAUAAAAUUAUUAUGAUAUAUAUAAUAUAAAAAGACUACCGGCUCGUCCCGGUCUAACUCGGGUAAAAAUAUAAUAAUUUGUACACCUAAACCUACCUCUUUAAUCACACUGUAUAUUAGUAAAAACCGUACAAAACUCGGUCCGGUAGUUUUUAGGUUUAUCGCGAAUAGACAGACGCGGCUGAAGUUUUUGUUUUAUAAUAUGUAAAAAUAAGGAAAACGUCGCGUGUGUGUCUAUCUUUAUGAACGCUAUGUGUCAAAAAUUACCGGACGAGUUUUUGGAGGAAGGUUCAGGUAUAUAAUUUAUUAUGGUUUUACCCGAGCCGGAACUGGCCGCUAACAAUAAAUAAGUAAACACAUGGACAAAAUAACAUAGAUUGAGUUAGCCCCAAUGCUCUAGACUUGUAUUAUUGGAUACAAACUCGAUGAUGCUAUAUUUUAUAACAUCACCCUUUUAUUUAAAUAAGUUUAAACCACUUUUAACGUUCCAAGAGAAAAGGUAACUUAUGGUGGGAAAUCGCUUACGACGUUUCACUUGCUCAUUUUUAUCAUAAAUACAUACAUCGUACACAAAUAGUACAUCGUAAGCGACUGCCCUCCAUGGCACCUUCUCUGGUGGAGGUCACAAACAUUUUUUUCUCCACAAUGUGAAGUAUUGAUUGAAUCGUGCGUGUUGCCGUUUCGUAGUUUUCCGUAGAUUUUGAUAUUAGUACGUCUAAUCUUCAUACAAUUUCUGUGUUGUCCGUUGACGAAGCAAUUGGUACCAAAUUCGGUUUUAUAACUUUCAUAAGAGGGUUGGGGUGAAUAUCAAUAUUGCAAUUAAGUAUUGAUCUAGCAUCAUUGUACAGUCAACAGAAAUUCAUUGCAAACUCACCGCUAUUACCGCGCCAAAGAGGUUCAUGCAGGGUAACUUUGUUCUGUUGACUGUACCUAUGUACUAGACAUACAAAACACUGAAACAAAAUGCUACUAAAUAAAUGAUCUGCGAACCAAAAAUGGGAACCUCUGGUCGCUGUAUUCUUAUGUAUUCAUACAGACUAUUGGAAUUAUAGUUUAUCAAAAUACAUAUAAAUAAAUAAAUAUAAUAUUGUUUUAUGAUCACAAUUACAACUUCUCUUAUUCACCAGAUGUAAUUAUAUUUUAAGCUGACAAAUAUAUAAUGGAAAAUUACUCAUGAAAAGACUUGAACCUUUAGUAAAGGAUUUUCUCUUGUUGUAUUUACACAGAGUGUUAGUCAAAUAUAGAAUUCAUUGUUUUUUAUAAAUCAUCCCACAUAUUUAUUAUGAAAAUGUUAAUUGGUUAAAUAAAUAAUAUUUAUUACAUC
This is a messenger RNA of Plodia interpunctella (Indianmeal moth), 5518 nucleotides long. RefSeq names its product brunelleschi (gene brun). NCBI's taxonomy places the organism in Eukaryota, Metazoa, Arthropoda, Insecta, Lepidoptera, Pyralidae. Gene Ontology annotation, cellular component: trans-Golgi network. The transcript has 18 exons. The record is from RefSeq and is a predicted model, not a curated record. Bases 219 to 4184 code for a protein of 1321 amino acids.